CAGGGAAAUGGGGCAGCUGGCCAGGAAUCCAUGGAGUGUUGUGUUUACAGUCUUCAGCUCCCUGUAGUCUAAAUAGCUGGAAAGUUCCCAGUGUCUGAAGAAGGCUGGAGAGACACUUCUUAUCUUCUGAGUGCCUGUGGCUCCCUCUCCUCCGUGGUACCUGUGUUCCCAGGGGGAACCUGCAGUACCUGCUGUGUUUUUUUCCCAUGGCAGUGUCAUGCUCUGUGGUAAUUCCAUUUAAUUUUGGCUACCUCAGCUGUGCCAGCACGAUCCGUCCCUCUGGCAAGCAGAGUUUCUCCCCAGGACUGAAAACCAGAGGUUUCUAUUUCUUGGCUGAAUCCCCAUGAAUUCUUUUAAAGACCUGUAAUAACUUUUUUUUGGAACUAGACUGUAUUUAUAAUGGGGUUUUUGUUCCUUUAUGGCUCUCUCCACUAAGUAAUAGACCUGAAGGUUGAAGGUCAUUGUAUCAGAAAACCUUACAAGGUGAUUAUAAUUCCAAAAGGUGUUUUUUCCUAAGUUUAAAAUUGCUUUUGAAAUGUCAUUUAGAGGCACUUAAAAUUGAUUUGAUGGCUCCAUUCCUGCUGUUAAUAGCAUGGGAAUGUGCAGGGUGAGUGAGAUGGGAGCAGUGCUGAGGCAGGUGGAAGCAAACAGGGGAGCUCUAGGUGGGAGUUUACAAACAACCUUGAUAUUCGAGGCUCAGCUGGUGAUUCACAAUGCAAAGAUAAUUAUAAGCUUAAAUUAUAUCCAAUUUAGAAAGCAAGGAAGGAUUUACCUUCGGCUGUAGCUCUGCUUCUGCCCGGGGCUGAGGGCAGACCUGGCACCAUCAGGAGCUCAAACUUCCCUCUGAAACACUCCAGUUGUCUGUUGUUAGUCCCUGCCUCAUUUAAAGCAUCUUUGCACCACUAAAUAAAAUCUGGCUGGCUUUGUGGAAGCAGCCUGUCCUUCCAGAAGAAUCUAAAAGGAGAGGUGGGACCCUCCUGGGAAGGAAAAAGGGGCUUUCCCCCCUUUGUCCUGACUGUGCUUGGCUGCCUUCACUCAGCGGGGACUUGAUGGUGAAUCUGACAGAUCUGUGUCCAGCAGGUCCUCCUCUCUUCCCGAGAGUCUGCUGUGGUCUUUGGAGAUGUAACCCCCCAAAACAGCUCACCAUGAGGCCUGACAGGCUGCAGGGAUUCAGGGGGGAUGAGGCUGCAGAGAUUCAUUGUCAGAACAGCACUGAGCUCCUGGGCUCAGUGUGGCUUGGAAAAAUACAGGGUACAAUGUUCACAAGAGGGUGUGAUGGAGGAGCCCUGCCUGGCAUGCACAGAGGGGGCAAAACCAGGAGAUUCCUCACUUGCUGAGAGCCUUUGACACUUUUAUCCAAAAUCUGAGCCCUACAGUAAGACCCAGUAAGAUAAAAAGAUUUGAUGUGAUGAGCAGCACACGUUCAGUAAUGUUUCAGGAGGUAGGUAGUGAAAACCAGCUCUCUGAGGUGUUCUGCUGUUGGUACAAUGAUUUAUUUUUGAGCAGGGUGGUGUGGUGGCAAGUGUCCCUGCCCAUGGCAGGGGGGUGGAACGACACGAGCCCUGAGGUCCUGUCCAGCCCAAACCAAUCCAGAAUGCCAUUGUAUAAAGUUUUCCGAAGGGGUCAGAGGGUAAUGGCUGCACACACAGCGUAUCUGAGCGUCUGACAGUGUCACUUUGCCCUGUUCUCAUCAUCCAGAGCUGAAAGGUGGUGCUUUCCUAGAAUGCUGGCUGAUUUCUCACAUGAUCCAUGCCAGCACUUGCAGGUCCUGCCUGGAGAGACCUGCCCAUAGUCACCUGCUGGGCUGCCAGGGGGCAAUCAUGGCAUGGCACCUCUAGAACAAACCCUCGGAUCUCCCUGAGAUAGCAAAAACUCAGUGAUUUUGAGUCAGCAGCUCUUCCUCAGCAUUUCCUCUGGCCAAAAGCCCUUGUCUAGCAGAGUUUUUGAUGGACUCUUCAUUGCAACUGGCAAGGAAAAAGCAGAGGAGGGUGAACAGUUCUGUUCAUUUUCAUUCCCUUUUCAUAGACUUAUUUGGGAGAAGCAGAGUGGGAGAGUACUGCGUGCUGGCAGAGCUUGUGUAUUUUAUGUGACGGGCUGUUGAAAGAGUUCUCAAAGUGCACUUCCUUUCCGUGGGCUUUAAGGUCAUUUCCCAGUGCUUGCGGACUCACAGCGGGCGGGGAAACCCUUCUCUCAUCACCAGGGAAUGAAAUGCUCUCCGUGGCUUUUUGGAGCCAACAAAAAUCUCUUUGUCUUCUCUUCCCUCCCACUGUUUCCCAAGCAGCAAGUUUGCUGACAGGCCUUGUCGGGAAGGGGGGAGUGCUGCUCCAGGAUCCAGCUCUCGCGGAAAACGAGCGGCUGAGGUGAAACGGAGGGUCUGGCAAAGUGUGCUUUGCUGAGGCAACCACACCUGGGAAAAACAGCCAAGGAUUUUAUGAAACUGGAUGGCUUCUACGGUGAGCCUGGGCAAGGAAACAUUGUUGGAAGAUGGAAUGCCACCUGCAAAAAAGCCCAGGAAGCUGUUGCCAAGUCUCAAAACCAAGAAGCCUCGGGAGCUUGUUUUGGUGAUUGGGACAGGAAUUAGUGCUGCAGUUGCUCCCCAGGUCCCAGCGCUGAAAUCCUGGAAGGGGCUGAUUCAGGCUCUCCUGGAUGCUGCUAUUGACUUUGAUCUCCUGGAAGAUGAAGAGAGCAAACGGUUCCAGAAGUGUCUACAUGAAGACAAGAACCUGGUCCACGUUGCCCACGACCUUAUUCAGAAGCUGUCUCCGCGCACAAGCAACGUUCGCUCAACCUUUUUCAAGGACUGUUUAUACGAGGUGUUUGAUGACCUGGAAUCCAAAAUGGAAGAUUCUGGGAAGCAGCUGCUUCAGUCUGUGCUUCACCUGAUGGAAAACGGGGCCCUUGUGUUGACCACAAACUUUGAUAACUUGCUGGAGCUCUAUGCAGCACACCAAGGGAAGCACCUUGAGUCUCUUGACCUGACUGAUGAAAAGAAGGUGCUGGAGUGGGCACAGGAGAAGAGGAAGCUCAGUGUCCUGCACAUCCACGGCGUCUACACCAACCCCAGCGGCAUCGUCCUGCACCCGGCCGGCUACCAGAACGUGCUGCGCAACACCGAGGUCAUGCGAGAGAUUCAGAAGCUGUAUGAGAAUAAGUCCUUCCUCUUCUUGGGCUGUGGUUGGACAGUUGAUGACACCACGUUUCAGGCCCUGUUUUUAGAGGCUGUCAAGCACAAGUCAGACCUGGAGCACUUCAUGCUGGUGCGGAGGGGGGAUGUGGAUGAGUUCAAGAAGCUCCGUGAGAACAUGCUGGACAAAGGGAUCAAAGUGAUUUCCUACGGAGACGAAUACGCUGACUUGCCCGAGUACUUCGAGCGGCUGACAAGCGAGAUUGCCAUGCGGGGCCGCGCAGGUGUGCCCAAGGAGGGGCAGCAGCUGAACGGCUCUGCCACUGCCCACGCUGAGGUAAAAGUCUUUGCUUCCAUGCAGGAUGCAGCCCCUGAUCCUCAGCCCUGCCCAGGCCCUGAGCUGUGCCAGGGGCUCCUGGGCCAGGCCAGCAGCCCUCAGGAGCCCAGCACUGUCCCACUGUGUCCAGCACCAAGCCAGGACCCUCCCGGCAGGGAUGAGGCCAGGAUGGAGCCACCACAGAUGAACACCUGGUCUAACACAGUAAUCGUGGUUUGAUGAGGCUGCACGUGCCUGCAGAGCACGGUAUCCCUGAGGAAGCUGCAGCCUCCUCUAACUUCAUACCUAGUGCUUUUAUAUUCUGUAUUUCAAUUAAAAAAUGAAACUUGAGCUUUUUUUUUUUUUUACUGGAAGCUCUAGUUUUCUAGUCCUGUCUUUUUACUGUACAGUAUUUUGUAUGUUGAAGUUGUAUUAAAGGCCUGCUCACUGAA
This is a messenger RNA of Passer montanus (Eurasian tree sparrow), 3892 nucleotides long. RefSeq names its product family with sequence similarity 118 member B (gene SIRAL1). The coding region runs from base 2442 to 3680 and encodes 412 amino acids. Lineage: Eukaryota; Metazoa; Chordata; Aves; Passeriformes; Passeridae. The transcript has 8 exons. The record is from RefSeq and is a predicted model, not a curated record.